Drechmeria coniospora is the source of this 2916-nucleotide messenger RNA. RefSeq names its product CCAAT-box-binding transcription factor. NCBI's taxonomy places the organism in Eukaryota, Fungi, Ascomycota, Sordariomycetes, Hypocreales, Ophiocordycipitaceae. Bases 1 to 2916 code for a protein of 971 amino acids. The record is from RefSeq and is a predicted model, not a curated record. The transcript has 3 exons. Gene Ontology annotation, cellular component: nucleus.
AUGCCGAAAUCGUCAAGUAGGGCCCGCGCGCCUAGGACCUCCGAUGUGGCCCCCGAGUUCGACGUUAAUGCUCUUGCUCAUCUCACCUCCUCGUUAAACAAGAGCCUGGGUACUACGCAACACAAGCGAAAGGGACCACCUACCAAUGGAUCAAACCAACAACAUUCGAAGAAACAACGACCGUCCGUGGCAAGCCCGCAAAGAGAAAGCUCUGGGGAUAAUCUAAAAGAUCAGGGGGCACUUUUGGCAGAAAUAAAGGAGCUCGGGGGAGACGAAGAAGACCUCGAACUUAUCAACGAAGUCGAUUCCGAUGACUCCGACUACGCGGCGGAACCGGCUCGCCCAAUUGACAAGACUCUUAAAAUGGAGUUGGCGGCCCUUUCCAAAGAACUUGGUUUUGCCGAUAUCGUGCCAGAAGAGGCCAGCGAUGUAGAUAUGGACGAGUCAGCCGAGGCAGGGGAUGAGGUUGGGGAUGUGGAGGAAGAGGAGGACGACGACGACAGCAAUCAGGAGGACAUUGCGCCCAGUCGCAAACCUGGAGGCAUGGCAAAGUGGCAUUCUGCGGGCCUGAAGUCCCUGCCAGGCCCGACUACUGAACAGCUUGGCCCGUUCAUGGGUGCCGUCGAGUCUCUCAAAAACCAUGCCCGAGAAUUGCUGGAGCAGGAUGCCGCAAAGUAUAGGACAAGCAUCUUUGCGUCGUCGUCGCACAAAUUCCUGUCCACCAUCAUGUCCUCGGGUACUCUCACCGACAAGGUAUCCGCCCUCACCUUGGCCAUUCAGGAAUCCCCUGUUCAUAACAUCCGCGCCACGGAUGCCCUCAUAGCUCUUGCGUCCAAGAAAAGCCGCGCACAGGCCAUCGGUGCCAUCGGUGCACUUGUCGACUUGCUGGGACCCGGAACUCUACUGCCCUCGGACAGACGUCUGCGGCCGUUUCACUCCCAGCCUGGUUUGCUGGGUACACUUCAGAAAACGUCAGUCAGAUCGUGGAACCCCAGUCAGCCUCUUCCCGGGAAGGUCACCGGUGCUCAUUUGAUUGCCUGGAUGUACGAGGACUGGCUAAAGGAGACCUACUUCAAGAUUAUUCAGCUGCUCGAGGCUUGGUGUUCCGACGAAAUCGAAUACUCGCGCGUCAAGGCGGUGGACUUCGUCUAUGGCCUUCUGAAGGAAAAACCAGAGCAAGAGUCCAACCUUCUCACGCUUCUUGUCAACAAACUGGGCGACAGGGACCGUAAAAUUGCCUCUCGUGCGUCUUAUUUGUUGUUGCAAUUGCAGGUUUCUCAUCCUGGGAUGAAACCCAUCAUCAUCCGCUCAGUGGAGCAGGAUAUCCUCCUUCACCCCUCGCAGGACACACGAUCAAAGUACUACGCCAUCAACACUCUGAACCAGACGAUCCUCAGUAGCAAGGAGCCUGCCGUUGCCGAAUCACUCAUCCGCAUCUAUUUCGAUUUUUUCGUGUCGUUACUAAAGACUGGUAACUUGGGAUUUGGGGAUCUGGCCGACAUGGCAAACUCGAAUGGGGCUGACGUCGCAAGCGGGAAGCCAAAGGGGCCAGAUGGAAGGCCGACGGGUGGGAGGUGUGGGAGGCGCUCCGGCGCUCCGAAGCCAACGGUGCCUGAGACCGAGGCAGCAGACAAGCUCGUGUCGGCUAUCUUGACAGGCGUGAAUCGUGCGGCCCCCUUUGUGGGCGUCAACGAUGCCAUCAUGGACCAUCAUCUUGACACGCUCUUCAAGAUUGCGCACUCGGCCAACUUCAACACGAGCAUUCAGGCGCUUCUUCUUAUCCAACAUCUCUCAUCGACGAAGCACUUCGCCAUGGACCGAUUUUUUCGGGCGCUGUAUGAAUCGUUGUUGGACCCGCGUCUAGUUACAUCGUCCAAGCAGUCGCUCUACCUGAACCUCCUCCUGCGGUCGUUAAAAAGCGAUGUCGACGUUCGGCGAGUCAAGGCCUUUGCCAAGAGGAUGUUGCAAAUCGCCGGCUUGCACCAGCCACCAUUUAUUUGCGGAUUGCUAUACGUCAUCUCGCAGCUUCAACGGACUUUCCCUGAUUUAUCGAAUUUGGUCGAGGAUCCGGAGACAUCUGUCUUUGAUGAUGAGACGUCGAAAAACCAGCCAACUUAUGACGGUCGGAAGCGGGAUCCAGAACACAGCAAUGCUCAACGGAGCUGUCUGUGGGAAAUGGUUCCCGUCCAGACACACUUCCAUCCCUCGGUCAGUGUUUUCGCAGACGCGCUGCUGGACAGGGGCCGAGACAUGCCGAAACCCGACUUGGAGAGUCACACCCUCAUCAGGUUCCUGGACAAAUUUGUGUACAGGAAUCCCAAGUCGACCGACUCUGCGCGCGGCGCCUCUAUUAUGCAACCUCUUCGGACAACAAAAGACUCUGGUGAUAUCUGGCUAGGCGGCAGGAGCGCAAGUGCCUCCGCAGUAUCUGUCAACUCGGCUGCUUUCUGGAACAAGAAGAUUGAGAGUGUUGCUGCCGAAGAUGUCUUCUUCCACGAAUACUUCCAGCACAUUCCCAAGGAACCCGCAGGGAAGAAGGCGAAACAGUCAGUUGCCGAGGAUGGGGAGAAUGGCGAGGAUGAGAUCUGGGAGGCGCUGGUGUCGGAGCAGCCAGGGAUUGACAUCGAUGAUGAAGACUCCGGUAGCCUUGAUGGCUUGGACGACCUGGACAUGCUUUCAGAUGACGGAUCUUCGCUGGCCUUCUCCCUGGAGAGCGAUAUGGAGGACUUCGACGAAGACCAGAUAGCAGGCACCAGCGAUGGCGGUUCGGGGUCAGACGGAGAGGAAACGAAAGAAAAGGAAAAAGAAGAAGGGAAGGACAAGAAGGUCUCGCGGCGCAAGAUGCUCAAGAGUCUUCCCAUGUUCGCGUCGGUGGAUGAUUACGCAGAGAUGCUUGCUGAGGAGGAUGGCAUGUAG